GCAAGAUGUGAAAAGGGAUGUUUGGCUAACGUGUUUAUGAGAACAGUGUACCCUCGUCGCUCUUGGAAGAUUUUAGGUGUUCUGCUCCCUCACAGAUUACAACAAUACAAAAUCCAGUCAUGCCGACCACAGAAAAUAACUGGGAGGACGAGGAUUAUGAUUAUGGAGAAAAUGUGACAGACUACCCUAUAGAUAGUAAAAGUAUUGCAGCCCCGUGCUUUCAAGAAGAUAUCUAUGCUUUUGCACACAAGUACUCCCCUGUUGUAUUCAGCCUGGUGUUCAUCUUUGCUGUUAUUGGCAAUGUGCUGGUGCUGUGCGUAAUCAGACGCUACAGAAUCUCUCAGAGUGGUGGAGCCUGUGCUUUUUCCUUGACAGACACCUUCCUCCUUCACCUGGCAAUUUCUGACCUUCUGCUGGCCUUCACCCUGCCCCUGUUUGCAGUGGAGUGGGCUCACCACUGGAUAUUCGGCUUGGCUGUUUGCAAGAUUUCAGGUGCUCUCUUCUCCCUGAACCGGUACAGUGGCAUCCUCUUCCUGGCUUGCAUCAGUUUUGACAGAUACCUAGCCAUCGUUCAUGCUGUCAGCUCAGGCUGGAAACGGAAUACAUGCCAUGCCCAGUUUGCGUGUGCCAUCAUCUGGAUAGUCUGUCUGAGUUUAAGUGGAAUUGACAUUUACUUUAAACAGGUGGUGACGAUAGACAUUGUGGGCCAGCAGAAGGGGCCCCUGUGCCACGAGUGGUUCACUGAAAACUCCUUAGAGUGGAAGGUGGGGCUGCGGUUUGUCAGUAUAGUUCUGGGUUUUGGUCUCCCUCUCCUAAUCAUGCUCUACUGCUACAUCCGGAUCUUCAGGUCUCUGUGCAAUGCCUCUCGCCGCCAAAAGCGCAAGUCUCUCCGCCUCAUCAUCUCUUUAGUGUCCGUAUUUGUAAUCUGCUGGGCACCGUACAACUGCUUUCAGCUGGCAGACAGUCUGCAGAAGCUGGGUUUGGUGCGUGAAAGCUGCGAGUUUGGCCGUGUGCUCGACAUUGGAACUGUGGUGACUGAAAGUUUGGGACUGUUACAUUGUGCCCUCAAUCCUCUGCUCUACGGCUUUGUAGGGGUUAAGUUCAGGCGGGAGCUCAUCAGAAUGUGCAAGGGGCUGCUGGGACAGAGGAGUUGGCUGGCGAUGGAAGGCUGGAGGGAGCGAAGACUUAGAAAAACCACAGGGUCGUUCAGUUCUGCAGAAAGUGAAAACACUUCGUACUCUGUCAUGGUGUGAUUCUAGUCAGAGACACAUAAAGAAAAAGGAAAAGGUGAAGAUAUUUCUGUGGUUUUACAUGUGAAGGAUGCUAUACAUAAGUAGAAUGAGGUGAAAAUAGAAAUAAUGUUCUCAAAAUUAUAAUUUGCUAAUUGUUUUUGGUGCUUUGCUAAGUUGUUGAAAUACUGCAGCUUAUUUUGUCUUGACACCCCCCCCAGCCGCCCCCAAGAAUGAAUACUGUAGUAAAAUCAUUAUGUGAUGAGAAGCAUGAAGUAAACUGACUGCAAAAUGCUGAGAAAACAAGUUGCUGUGACAUCUUUUGAUUUCUACAUACCCUUAAAAUGCUUGAUCAGCAGUAAUGAGGACUCAAGAGUUGUAUCUCACUUAUUUAUACCCAGUGAAUUGUAAUUUUCUUUAAGAUCUAAAAGCUGUAUAUGUUAAAAUUCUUUUGAUUUUUUAUCAUGACAUUAAAGCAUUAUUUUAUCUGUGUGCUAUAAAGUGCUCUGUGCUGCAAAAGAAGAAAUAAAUAUGGUUCAUUUAAACUUUGUAUCUAUCAUUAAAACCCAACCUUUAUUGUUGAUCGAUGAUGAACAUUUUUAUAUUUUAUAUUUUUAAAAGGAAAAAAAAAGUCUCUACUGCAUAUUUUUUCAUUGUUUCCCUUCAGAUUUGCUCUGGAAAACCCUCAUUCAGUACAGCAUGCAGCUGCCAAUGUCAUUAUUAAUCUGACUACUGAAAAUACUAAAUGGACCAGAGAGUGAUCUGGAUUUAACAUCUAUAAUGCAGCUUGAGAAUACUUUUUUUUCCUUGGGGGGGGUAUACAACAAAGCUAAUCAAACUGUAUGUGUUAUUGUUUUUUGACUGAGUUCGCUUGCAGGU
Archocentrus centrarchus (flier cichlid) is the source of this 2108-nucleotide messenger RNA. It is a transcript of the gene cxcr3.2, whose product is annotated as chemokine (C-X-C motif) receptor 3, tandem duplicate 2. Gene Ontology annotation, biological process: immune response; cell chemotaxis; positive regulation of cytosolic calcium ion concentration. Lineage: Eukaryota; Metazoa; Chordata; Actinopteri; Cichliformes; Cichlidae. Gene Ontology annotation, molecular function: C-C chemokine receptor activity; C-C chemokine binding. The record is from RefSeq and is a predicted model, not a curated record. Bases 120 to 1253 code for a protein of 377 amino acids. Gene Ontology annotation, cellular component: external side of plasma membrane; membrane. The transcript has 2 exons.